Molecule: messenger RNA, 1521 nt
Organism: Etheostoma cragini (Arkansas darter)
Lineage: Eukaryota; Metazoa; Chordata; Actinopteri; Perciformes; Percidae
Gene: nek6
Product: NIMA-related kinase 6
Exons: 11
Coding region: 112-1038 (308 amino acids)
Biological process (GO): protein phosphorylation
Molecular function (GO): protein kinase activity; ATP binding
Source: RefSeq, a predicted model, not a curated record
UGGGGGUGUUGCACAACAGAAGCAGGAGGGACCAGUGUAACUGUGUGAAGGGUUUGCAGUGAGCAGCAGGACAGAGCUGCCUCGUCUACAGAUGGUGGGUGGGGUGCUACAAUGGAGGCUCAGAAGAUCAAGCAGCCCGCCUUGGACAACCACAACAGUCUGUACAAAGCCCCUGGUCAGGGGGAGCAGAGAGGCUUGCCCAGCUGUACGUACUGCUGCACUAUGGCUAACCUGCGGAUUGAGAAGAAGAUCGGCCGGGGCCAGUUCAGUGAAGUGUACAAAGCCACGUACCUGCUGGAGGGACAGCUGGUCGCACUUAAGAAAGUCCAGAUCUUUGAGAUGAUGGAUGUCAAGGCUCGCCAGGACUGCAUCAAAGAGAUUGAUCUACUAAAGCUCAAUCACCCCAACGUGAUCAAAUACCUCGACUCCUUCAUCGAAGACAACGAGCUCAACAUCGUUCUGGAGCUGGCGGACGCUGGAGAUCUUUCACAGAUGAUAAAGUACUUCAAGAAGAAGAGGCGCCUGAUCCCAGAGAGGACCAUAUGGAAAUACUUUGUGCAGCUGUGCAGCGCCCUGGAGCACAUGCAUUCACGCAGAGUCAUGCACCGAGAUAUCAAGCCAGCCAACGUGUUCAUAACAGCCACAGGCGAGGUGAAGCUGGGGGACCUGGGAUUAGGCCGCUUCUUCAGCUCCAAAACCACCGCAGCACACUCCUUAGUGGGGACACCGUACUACAUGUCACCAGAGAGGAUCAAUGCGAACGGAUACAAUUUUAAGUCUGAUAUCUGGUCCCUGGGAUGUCUUCUGUACGAGAUGGCGGCGUUGCAGAGUCCGUUUUAUGGGGACAAAAUGAACCUGCUGUCCCUCUGCCAGAAGAUCGAGCAGUGUGAUUACUCCCCCCUCCCAGCUGACCAUUACUCUGACAAGCUGCGGGGCCUGGUCGGCAUGUGCAUCAACCCAGAGCCAGACCAGCGGCCGGACAUCGUCUUCGUGCUGCAGGUCGCCAAACAGAUGCACACCUGGACGUCCAGCACCUGAGCGGCAUGUCUGCUCCACGCUUCCCGUCUGCUCAGUCUGAGCUCAGCUCACACAAAACGCUUUGCCUUCCCCUCCUCUGGACUGGAGGAAGCUCUGGAAAGACAGGCACUGCCACUAAUCUUCUGUCAUGGACGUUGAAGAGUUGGGUUGGUGCUGUAGCUCUCGUGGAAAGGGGAGCUUCAUGUUUCUAGAGCUGAGGACGGGGAGCGGUGUCCCACUCUGACCACGGAUCCUCUCUGCCCACUCAUCCCACGCUCCGGCCCUGUGUCUGUGGGCAGGGGAGACUGAGAAUCGGAAUAUCUAGCAUUGAUUAUUGUUAUCAAAAUUGUUCUUUUACAUUUUCAAUUUAAGUCCAUCGAGUAGAGAAUUACUGGUAGAGUACUAAGUGAGAAUGCAGCUUUAACUCACUGUCAUCUUGAAGGGGAGAUCAGCCCCACAACCUGAUGUGAAUAGGCUACAUAUCUAUUUAUUGAUUAUUUUCUA